AUGUUGCAAGAGGCCACCACCAUGGCCUCUUCUACAUCCUCCCCUGCGCUUUCUUCGCCCCCAAUGCCUCGGCCCGAAUCUCCAGAAGCUCUGCUACCAUUCAAAAUCGACCUCGACGUCGGCCUGAACCUAACGAUCCCACAGAUGAUGUUCGUCUCCGGCGAAACCGGCGAACCAUCACCCGAAACAACCACCCUGAUCGAAUCAAUUGUCCAAGACCAAGUCCAGCACAUGCUAAGAGAAUGCACAGCUCUAGCCACACGUCGCGGCAGUAAAUCCAUAUCCACAGACGACCUCUUCAUGCUGAUCCGACACGACCGGGCCAAGAUCUCCCGCCUUCGGCACUUCCUCCAAUGGAAAGACGUGCGACGCUCCGUCAAAGACUCGGACGACAAAGGCGGCGAUGGCGGCGCAGACGUCGGAGCCGGAGAUGCAGACAUAGCCGCCGGCGUGGUAGGAGCAGGUGGCCCCGGCGCCGCCCCCGUCGACGCCUCGAAGAAAGCCAAGCGCGCAAAAGUCGAUCUAGUCUGGGACGUGCAUUCCUUCUUCACUGAGUUCCCCCCGCAAAAAGACGAUGUCGAAGACGAAGAAGAAGAGGAAAUGAACUACGCUACCCUUCAACGCCUCAAAAACGCAGACGAACGUACCAAAGACAUGACGAGGGAGGAAUAUGUCCACUGGUCCGACUGCCGCCAAGCAUCCUUCACAUACCGCAAAGGCAAGCGUUUCAAAGAAUGGGCUGGGUUCGGCCUCAUUACUGAUUCCAAACCUUCCGACGACAUCAUCGAUAUCCUCGGUUUCUUGACGUUCGAAAUUGUACAGACGCUUACGGAGGAGGCGCUCAAGGUCAAGGAUGCGGAGGAUCUCUAUAAGAAGAAUCACGGUGGUGAGCAGAAUAGGCUCAAGAGGAAGAGAGAGCGCGGUCUGUUUGAUCCGCCAGAGGAGGCAAGGGAGCCCGUGCAACCGAGUCAUGUGCAGGAGGGUUACAGGAGACUGCAGAGGGGAAACAACAAGGCGAAGGCUAUGCUCAAUUUCACAAGGAACGUGCAUAGGGCGGCACUCAAGUUGAUCUAG
Molecule: messenger RNA, 1074 nt
Organism: Alternaria ventricosa
Lineage: Eukaryota; Fungi; Ascomycota; Dothideomycetes; Pleosporales; Pleosporaceae
Exons: 2
Coding region: 1-1074 (357 amino acids)
Biological process (GO): transcription by RNA polymerase II
Cellular component (GO): SAGA complex
Molecular function (GO): transcription coregulator activity; protein heterodimerization activity
Source: RefSeq, a predicted model, not a curated record